This is a messenger RNA of Malania oleifera, 921 nucleotides long. RefSeq names its product RING-H2 finger protein ATL78-like. NCBI's taxonomy places the organism in Eukaryota, Viridiplantae, Streptophyta, Magnoliopsida, Santalales, Ximeniaceae. Gene Ontology annotation, molecular function: transferase activity. The transcript has a single exon. Gene Ontology annotation, biological process: protein ubiquitination. The record is from RefSeq and is a predicted model, not a curated record. Bases 1 to 672 code for a protein of 223 amino acids.
AUGUGUGCCGCCACUUCUCAAUCCUUGCGCUCUCGAGAUUUCCUCGCAAGCUUUUACUCCAGAAGACUCCUACUGCACACCCCUUUCCACCGAUCUCCGGCGACCGCAGCUGCUCCUGCAGCCGCAAACCACCCCGACCAGCUGUUGGACACCUAUGGCAGCAGCAACAGCUUUGAUUCAAAUGUUGUCAUGGUCCUCUCUGUGCUCCUGUGUGCCUUGAUUUGCUCCCUGGGCUUGAACUCCAUCAUAAGGUGCGCACUGAGGUGUUCGAGCCUGGGGGCGUCCCGGGGAGGCGGCAGCCCAUCAGCUCGGUUGGCGAACACCGGAGUGAAGAAAAAGGCUCUGAGUACCUUCCCCACGGUGAGCUACACUGCCGACCUCAAUCUCCCGAGGGUGGAGGCGGAGUGCGUGAUAUGCCUAUCAGAGUUUGCGGUGGGGGAGCGGCUGCGGCUGCUGCCCAAGUGCAACCAUGGAUUUCAUGCACGCUGCAUUGAUACAUGGCUCAAUGCCCACUCCUCCUGCCCUACUUGCAGGCACUGCUUGGUUGAGACUUGCCAGAAGAUAGUGGGCCAUGGUACCUCCUCAACAUCACAACCACCACCACAAGGCAUUAUAGCCAUUGCCCCACUCGAACGUGAAGGUUUGAUACAUAAUCACAGGGAAGUCAACUGAGUAUCAUUAUUUUUUAAAAAUAUUUUCUUUUCGGAAUAAAAAGAAUUGCUAGGAUAAAGUAUAAUGCAUGCCCUGAAAGCUCUACUAGUAGAAAGGCUCCACAUGAGCUUACAGGUUAUUGUCCUAGCAAUCACUUGCCACAAGAAAGGCAGUGAUUUUUUUUUCCCAACUAGGUUCCAAUAGUUUGUAUUGUUGCAAAGGAUAAAUUGUACAUAAAUUUUGAAAUCGUACUAUCAAAAUUCUCACCAA